AUGUCGGGGGUUAGAAUAAAAACCUUGAAAAAUACGCAUGAUUGUAACGAAGCAUUUGACAAUGGAAGGGUUGAUCAUCUUAUAAUAACAUAUUAUUUCAAGUCUAAAUUGCAAAAUGACCCAAAGUACAAGAUCAAGGAUAUGAGGGAUGAUUUAAAAGAAAGAUUUGAUGUUAAUGUUAGUCAUGGUAAGUGCAAGCGAGCUAAGCAAUUGAUUUUGGAAAAACUUGAAGGAAGCUUUACAGAUGAUUAUAAUAGACUUGAGGCUUAUGCAAAUGAGCUAAGGUCUAGUAAUCCAGGAAGUGAUGUGAUUAUAAAUAUAUCGAAGGAUGCACUUGCCAAUGGAAAACGAAGAUUCUUGAGGAUGUUCAUUUGCUUUCACGCACUUAAAAUGGGUUUUAAGGAUGGGUUAAGACCCUUUAUUGGCUUAGAUGGAACCUUUUUAAAAGGGAAAGCCAAGGACCAAUUGUUAACUGUUGUUGGUCAAGAUUGUCAGUCCCAUAGUUACCUUAUUGCUUGGGCAGUUGUUGACAAAGAAACAAAAAGAACAUGGAACUGGUUUUUAGGCCAUCUUAAAAGGUCAUUAGAUCUCAAGGAGGUGGGUGAAGGAAUAACCUUCAUUUCAGACAUGCAGAAGGGAUUACUUCAAGCAAUGAAAGAUGUGUAUCCUAAAUCACAUCACAGAGUUUGUGCGAAACAUGUUGAAGCAAACUGA
Solanum tuberosum (potato) is the source of this 714-nucleotide messenger RNA. RefSeq lists its product as uncharacterized. Gene Ontology annotation, biological process: DNA transposition. Bases 1 to 714 code for a protein of 237 amino acids. NCBI's taxonomy places the organism in Eukaryota, Viridiplantae, Streptophyta, Magnoliopsida, Solanales, Solanaceae. The record is from RefSeq and is a predicted model, not a curated record. Gene Ontology annotation, molecular function: transposase activity; DNA binding. The transcript is spliced from 2 exons.